Pangasianodon hypophthalmus (striped catfish) is the source of this 3406-nucleotide messenger RNA. RefSeq names its product centromere protein J. Gene Ontology annotation, molecular function: tubulin binding. Gene Ontology annotation, cellular component: centriole; centrosome; nucleus. Gene Ontology annotation, biological process: centriole elongation; cilium assembly. The record is from RefSeq and is a predicted model, not a curated record. Bases 224 to 3304 code for a protein of 1026 amino acids. The transcript has 18 exons. Lineage: Eukaryota; Metazoa; Chordata; Actinopteri; Siluriformes; Pangasiidae.
UGCAAGAGGAUCCUCGGACAAAAGAACAGGCUGGUUAAGUAAAGCUUGAGUAGUGAAGCUGUGUUUAUAACGCCUCAGCGUCCUCUACAUGUAGUGUUUACAGUUACUAUAACUACUGAACACCGUCAGCUGUCCCAGUCAACACCAGUGACUUCAGGACGGAGAAACCAUUUCUCUAAUUCACUCUUCAUUAAAGAAACAGCAGAGAGGUUUCCUCAGGUCAAUGUCGGUGAAAAUCCCUCCAGCCGGGAGAUGUGCCGCAGGAGCUGACCCUGAGAGGAAUCCUGACCUGACUGAGGCUCCUGUGAGUGAAGAGAAGAUAAAGCACCAGCUUCCUCCUGCCAGUCAGUCAUGUCCACUUCCUCCCUGUGAGUCAGUGAGCCGAGGAGUCCUGCAGGGAGCGCUGCAGUCUCGCCUGAACCAACACGACUACCAACAUACACACAGCCACACCGCCGCCCGAGAGCAGCUCCUACAGAUGCAGGUGAAGCAGCUCCAGAAAACUCUACACGAGCAGAAUGCACUGCUCAACUUCCUGAGCCCGGGACUGAUGUUUUCCCCAGCUUUCUUAACUCAGUUCCAGGCUUAUUCACUUGCACAGCGUCCUGAAACAGAUCCAGUCUCUCACGCUGAUGGUGUGGUAGAUUGCAGGAAGUGUGUUUCCAACACUGUUAUUAUUAGAGCUGGAGUGGAGCAGGAAGUCCCAGCCUGCAGUCCUCAGCUAAAACAGUGCACUGACCAUACGCCUCUACAGACAGUCAGUACAGAGCAGAGACGUUUAUCUCCUAUUAAAGAGGAGGCGUGUGAGCCGGGGGAGGAACCGUGUACAGUCAGUCCUUUUGGAGUCAGGAGAAAAGUCCCAGUGAAUCCAGAGGAAAGGCCUAUUCGCCCAGGACUCAAAGAGACAGAGAAGACUUUUGAUGAUUUUGUUGAAGAGCAGCUGAAAUUGGAUAAAGAGUUUCUAAAAAAGGAUAAACAGCUCAGAACAGCAGAGAAAAGGAAUUUCCUGCGUAAAGGUGAUGGACAAUCUAGAAUCAGUAAAAGUAAAGACAACAUCCAGGAAAUCCAACCAGCCUCCAAGAGCACAACGUCCACACAGCUUCAGAGACCCUCAACACCAUCUGCUGUCCAGGACAGUGACAGAAGCAGAAGGAUGAACAGUAGCACUCAUACCCAACAAAGCAACAGCCCAGCUCUGGAGAACCUGUUGUUAAUGAGAAAAAGUAAAGCGAAGUGCUCUGACCAGACAUCUGGCCAGGAGAACCUAUUGAGGAACAACGUUCCUCCACAUGAAGGCAAAUCUCUAGCUUUGAAUCACAAUGAACACUUCUCUCAAAAAAAUGAAGAAUGUUCAAAGCAGCCAAAUCAAAUAAGAAGUACCAAGUUGCAAGAUGGAUGCAUUAUGCUUUCUGGUAGAAAUGUUGCUCCUAAGAUCCAUCACCUUGAAGAAAGAGUUGGCUUCAAAAAGGUAAAUGAUCGCAUUGUUAGAGUGUGUGAUCUGGACGAAGCAAGCACCAAGACGCUAAGCUUGACUACUGAAAUAAAGCAGCUGGUGCUCAACAGCGCUUCUGAUGACAGCACCAGUGCUGAGGAUGAUCCCAAACCUCCAACACCUCCUAACCCCUUAAGAAUAAACUCGGAUCAAAAUCUGGAUCUAUCUGACGAGGACUACGCCAGCGACGCUCCGAGUGACACUGGUCCAAGUGAAUGUCCACGAGCUCCACACUGCUUCUUAGCUCAACUUUCUAGUUCAUCCGGAUCUGACGAUGGGAGCGACCCAGAGCUACAGAAGCUUUGUUGGUCUGAACCUCACAAACCCUCAAGAACUCCAAAAGAGACCAGCGGUGAGGCUGCACCCCCCUCUGCCAGUACCUCAGACCUCCUCGCUAGGAUUUUCCCUCAAGUGAAAUCUACGGGAAAAACCAAAACGGACAACGAGCUCUGGGAGAAAGCCUUGAAAACUCAGCACUCCAUGAAUGGAAGUGAACCAGUGAAGAAAGUACAGGAAAAUACUGGGUUGGAUAUCAGAGAUGGAACAAGCAAUGACAUGAUGAUGGACAAGAUGAAAACAGAGCAAGAUAAAGCACUGAAUUUCAUCAGAUCUGAAAUGGACCGUUUUUCAAACAGCCUACAAAACUGCAGAUCUUCAGACCACACUCCUCAGGAUGUCACACAGCACCUUAAUGAGGCUGAGGAUCUCAGAGAGCAAAUCCAGUUUCUGAAAGAGCAGCUGAAGAGAAGAGAGUGCGAGUGGUGGCAGGCUCACAGUGAGCUGCAGAGUCGAGUCGAUGCCCUGACCAGAGAGAACCAGGUGCUGAUGAGUCAGUGUGUCGUUCAGGUUAGACCUGAGAGCUCCGGCAGAUCCACACCUCAUCCCGAUGCUCAAAACCUGACUAGAAAACACUCUGUUACCAGUUCCCAGGAAAAGAACAAACAGAAAAUUUCAUCUGCAAGACGAGACUCGUCAAAUUCAAGGACUUCCACGGCGUCUCACAGUGCGGAUGACAGUGACACAAUCCCAUACAGUGAGUAUGGAGAAAAGAGCUCGUGCAGGCCUGCGGAGAAACAGAUUGGGAUCGAGAGCAGGAAUUCAGUGGCAAAAGGAUUACAGAGUACAUCGAAAUCCGGGAAAUCUGUAUCAUCUGAGUCUGAUUAUGGAUCCACAGAUAUGACUGAGGAUUUGCUCAAUUCUGAGAUAAAGAAUAACAACACUCAAGUAGCCCCUAAAGCUGUAGUUAGAGAGGAAACGCGAUAUCCAGAUGGUAAGGUAGAGCAGCUCCUGUCGGAUGGGUCACGUGUUAUUGUUUUCCGCAACGGAACUAGAAAGGAGAUUGGAGCGGAUCAGAAAUCAAUCACGGUCAUGUUUUUCAAUGGAGAUGUCAAACGCGUUCUGCCUGAUGGGACCAUGGUGUACUAUUAUUGUGAUGCUCAGACGACUCACUCGACUUACCCGUCUGGCUUGGAGGUUCUGCAGUUUCCAAAUAAGCAAAAAGAGAAGCGCCAUCCCGAUGGUACACGAGAAAUCCUUUUCCCUGAUGGUACUGUCAAGACCAUGUACCCUGACGGCCGACAGGAAAGUUUCUUCCCUGAUGGAACUGUUGUAAAGUUAUCAAAAAAUGGAGAGAAAACAGUGGAGUUCACAAACGGCCAACGUGAGAUCCACACGUCACAGUAUAAACAGAGGAUUUAUCCUGAUGGAACUGUUAAAACGGUCUAUUUAAAUGGAAGGCAAGAAACUAAAUACUCAUCUGGGAGGAUUCGCAUUAAGAACAAUGAAGAUAUUAUUAUGUUGGACAGAAAGUGAAAGAUGUCUCGAUGGGUAAACCAUUGCUAUGUUUUAUACAAGAAACUUGAUAUGUACAGUCAAUAUUCAAAAAUAUUGGCACAAGAGAAUGGGCAAAAAUUA